Xenopus laevis (African clawed frog) is the source of this 4546-nucleotide messenger RNA. Its product is annotated as mucin-5AC-like. The transcript has 12 exons. The record is from RefSeq and is a predicted model, not a curated record. Bases 63 to 4406 code for a protein of 1447 amino acids. NCBI's taxonomy places the organism in Eukaryota, Metazoa, Chordata, Amphibia, Anura, Pipidae.
AGCAGAACGGCAUGUCAGAGGAGCUUGAGGUGCUGCUGAAGGUGUGAGGAGCAGAUCCCAACAUGGACCGAUGGAUCUAUUUAUUCAUUUUGUUCACCCUCUGCGAUAUUUGCACGGCACAGUCAGCAACCGGUAUUGAAACUCAACCAGAGUGUAUAUGUCCUACGCCCUCAUCCAUACCAAUUACCACAGCUCUGACUAGUACAAGUCAACCUACAAGCACCACAACUAGUGUCACCACAACUACUUCAUCAGCUGCUCCCUCAUCCACAACAACUACUGCAGCUCUAACUGCUACAUCUCAACCUACAAGCACCACUGCUACCAUCCCAACAACUGUAAGCACAACAUCAUCUACUGCUCCCUCGUCCACAACUAUUACAGCUUUAACUACUACAACUCAAUCUACAAGCACCAUAACUACCAUCCCGACAACUAUAAGCACAACAUUAACUACUACUUCCUCAUCCACAACUACUGCUACUCAACCUACAAGCACCACAACUAGUGUCACCACACCUACAACCUCAUCUGCUGCUCCCUCAUCCACAACAACUACUGCAGCUUUAACUACUACAUCUCAACCUACAAGCACAACUACAACCAUCCCAACAACUGUAGGCACAAUGACAUCCACUGCUCCCUCAUCCACAACAACUACUGCAGCUCUAACUACUACAGCUCAACCUACAAACACCCCUACUACCAUCCCGACAACUGUAAGCACAUCAUCCACUGCUACUCAACCUACAAGCACCACAACUAGUGUCACCACACCUACAACUUCAUCUGCUGCUCCCUCAUCUACAACAACUACUGCAGCUUUAACUACUACAACUCAACCUACAAGCAUCACAACUACCAUUCCGACAACUGUAAACACACCAUCAUCUACUGCAUCCUCAUUCACAACUACUGCAACUCAACCUACAAGCACCACAACUAGUAUCACCACAAACUACUUCAUCUUCUGUUCCUUCAUCCACAACUACUGCAGUUCUAACUACAACAACUCAACCUAUAAGCACCACUACUACCAUCCCAACAACUACAAGCACAAUAUCAUCUACUGCUUCCUCAUCCACAACAAAUACUACAGCUUUACCUACUACAACUCAACCUACAAGCACCACAACUACACCACUACUUCCAUCCCAACAACUGUAAGCACACCAUCAUCUACCGUAUCCUUAUCCACAACAAUUACUGCAACCCAACCUACAAGCACCACGACUAGUGUUACCACACUUACUUCAUCUGCUGCUCCCUUAUCCACAUCAACUACUGCAGCUCUAACUACUACAACUCAGCCUACAAGCACAACAACCAUCCCAACAACUGUUAGUACAUCAUCUACUGCUCCUGCAUCCACAACUACUACAUCUGUAACUACUACAACUCAACUUACAAGCACCACAACUAGUGUUACCACACUAACUUCAUCUGCUGCUGCCUUGUCCACAACAACUACUGAAGCUCUAACUACUACAACUCAACCUACAAGCACAGCUACAACAAUCCCAACAACUGUAGGCACAACGUCAUCCACUGCUUCCUCAUCCACAACUACUACAGCUUUAACUACUACAACUCAACCUACAAGCACUACUCCUACCAUCCCGACAACUGUAAGCACAACAUCGUCUACUGCUUCCUCAGCCACAACAGCUACAGCUUUAUCUACUACAACUCAACCUACAAGCACCACAACUAGUGUCACCACAACUACUUCAUCUGCUGCUCCCUCAUCCACAACUACUGCAGUUCAAACUACAACAACUGGAACUACAAGCACCACUACUUCCAUCCCAACAACUGUAAGCACAACAUCAGCUACUGCUUCCUCAUCCGCAACAACUACUACUGCUUCAAUGACUACAUCUCAACCUACAAGCACCACAACUAGUGUCACCUCAGCUACUUCAUCUGCUGCUCUAUUAUCCACAACAACUACUGCAGCUCUAACUGCUACAACUCAACCUUCAAGCACCACUGCUACCAUCCAGACAACUGUAAUCACAACAUCAUCUACUGCUUCCUCAUCCACAACUACUACAGCUUUAUCUACUAUUACUCAACCUAUAAGCACCACAACUAGUGUCACCUCAACUACUUUAUCUGCUGCUUCUACAUCCACAACAACUACUGCAGCUCUCACUACAACAACUCAAACUUUAAGCACCACUACUACCAUCCCAACAACUGCAAGCACAACAUUAUCUACUGCUCCCUCAUCCAUAACAACUACGACAGCUUUAACUACUACAACUCAACCUACAAGCACCACAUCUAGUGUCACCACACCUGCUUCAUCUGCUACUCCCUCAUCCACAACAACUACUACAUAUUUAAGUACUACAACUCAACCUACAAGCACCACUACUACCAUCCUGACAACUGGAAGCACAACAUCAUCUACUGCUCCCUCAUCCAUAACAACUACGACAGCUUUAACUACUACAACUCAACCUACAAGCACCACAUCUAGUGUCACCACACCUACUUCAUCUGCUACUCCCUCAUCCACAACAACUACUACAUAUUUAAGUACUACAACUCAACCUACAAGCACCACUACUACCAUCCUGACAACUGGAAGCACAACAUCAUCUACUGCUCCCUCAUCCACAACAACUGCUACAGCUGUAACUACUACAACUCAACCUUCAAGCACCACAACUAGUGUCUCCACAACUACUUCAUCUACUGCUCUUUCAUCCACAACAACUACUACAGCUUUAACUACUACACCUCAACCUACAAGCACCACAACUAGUGUCACCAAACCUACUUCAUCUGCUGCAUCCUCUUCCACAACUACCACAAUAUUGACUAAUACAAGCACCACUACUAUUGUCCCCUCAACUGCUAGCACAACAACAUCUACUACUUUAUCAUCCAUAACAACUUCACAGCCAACAACCAACAGUUCAACGCCAGUGUGCAUAUGCACUCCUUUUGCCACACUAACAACAAUAAUUUCAGCAUGUGCACAAUCAGCUGUUUCUAUUCAGCUGGUCCGGGUGUCUAGUGAUCAAAUCCAGCUCAUGCCUAUUGGUCAAAAUGGACCAACUGGAGCUCAGUUCAGUGUGACGCUGUCAAAGAACAAUAUAGUUGUAGAAACGAAAACAACUUCUGGUUCAACAGUCACAUUUUCUAAUCUAUCUCCUGCUAGUCGGUAUGACAUUUUCAUAAAACAACUGUCUUGCCUGAACAGACCAGAUACUACCAGCAGUGUUACAACAGAUGGAAAAUUAUUUGCUGCAGUAGUCCGGAUACUAAGCACUCCAUUUACUGCUGACCUCGGUGAUAAAAACAGUGCAGCUUUCAAAAACUUUGCAGAUACCUUUACGGCAGAUAUAAAGAAAAACUUGCCGUCGGACGCCAAGGCCUUAGUUAACUCUGGGAGAAUGAUCAUUAGCGUAACUGGUAUUAGAAACGGGAGUAUCAUUGUCGACUUUACCAUAGCCACAAAUACGGCUGAUAAUCAGACAGAGAGCAGCAUGUCUCAGUCAUUCACCAGCGCUCUCAGCAACAGCUCCACUUUUACUGUUGACCCAUCGUCUUACAAGUUUGCAGUCCAAAAUGCGUGUGAUGCUUCAGUAAAUCCAUGUCCUGCAAAUGCCAUCUGCACUUCCCUCAACGGAACAGCCACCUGCCAGUGUAGGUCUGGUUUUAAUGACACAAGUCCAAGUGUUCCUGGAAGAACAUGUGUAGAUUUAAAUGAGUGUUUAGCCAGUUCCAGCCCGUGCCAACCUAUAGCCUCCUGCAACAACACCAUAGGAAGUUAUCAGUGCCAGUGUUUGCCUGGGAUACUAGUUUCAAACUCUUCUAACCCUGGCCAACAAUGUAUCGACCCAACCUCAUGCUUUAACAGCACCACACUGUGCUCCAGCACCUGCCUUGAUAACAGAGACACCGUAUGUGCAAAUAAUAAAGUCAUUCCUUUCAUGAUAAAGUUCAACGACUGGACCUUCACUCCAGACCUGUACGACAGAACCAGCGCCGCCUACGCCAGCAAAGCAGCUCAGUUCACAGGGAGUGUGGUAAGUGCAAUGAGAGUGACGCUAAGUGACAGCACCUUCAAUAUCACCGUGGUUGGCUUCAGACCUGGAAGUGUCAUCGCCUCCUUUAUAGGCACAACUAUGUCGUCCACUCUUGACACAAGCACCAUCCAGACCGCUCUCAUUAACGCAGUGUCGCUCUUGAUAUCCAAUAACAUUACAAACCUGAUAAAUGUUGCUGUAACGACCUCUGCAAGCAGUCCAGACAUAUUCUACGGCUGGAGAACAGCCACCAUUGUCUUGGGUGUUUUUCUGGGAGUCGCUUUGCUCUUGGUAUUGGUCUUUGCUGCAAUGUGUUAUCGUAUCGGGGGCAGAUUAGGCCGAUACAAACUCACUGCAUAGUGAGAGUCAAGACGGUCAGAAACAACACCUAUCGUUAAAUUAGAAAGGAAUCUCUUUGUGCCUCCUGCCUUAAAGGAAAACUGAACCCUUAAAAUGAAUAUGGCUAAAAAUGUUAUAUUUCAUAUAGUGAACUUAUCGCA